AUGAUCGUCAACGGAGAGAAGUUCGCUUGCGAUACAUGCAUUCGGGGUCAUCGCGUAGCCCAGUGCAAGCACACAGAUCGACCACUUCGACAGAUUAGCAGCAAAGGACGGCCCGUAUCACAAUGCGAUCAUUGCCGCGACUUACGAAAGACGAGUUCCGUCCACACCAGGUGUAAAUGUGCCUCUGAGGCCCUGAACCCUGCAACUGGACUCGCUCGAUGCCGGUGCUUUACCGGAGAGGGCUGUACUUGCGCACAUAGCAAGAAUCAACCGUCGUUGAAAGGCGCACGUGAUGUCGAUUCCGUGGGUUAUGGCUCACCUAUGACGGAGUCCGGCAUUGCAACGCCAAGUAUAUCAACCGAAAAUGGAGGUGCUAACACACCUCAAACACUACCUACAAAAACCCACAGACCUCUUGCGAUGAAACCCGCACUUCCCACGCCAGAGGAGAGCGGAAAGUCUUGUUGUUCAUCAGGACCCAAGAAAUCCUGCUGUUCUUCGAAUGACAAGGCUUCGUGCUGUUCAUCGAAUAACAAGACUUCUUCUUGCUGUUCUUCUGAGACAGUGGUACCUGAUACAACCUGUUGCUCCACAAGACAACCUGAGGCGUCACAUGUAUCCCCAGUCCAUGAUUUCCCGGCGAAUGAUGCUCAAAGCAAUGUAUACAACGUCGGGCCACCUUGGACGAUGCCAACAGACCUUGACUCUUCACUGGACCCUUCCAUGCUGGACAUGCUCAGCGACACUCAUCUGAACACCGACCCAUCUCAUGGCCUGGACCUAUUUGGCCUUUAUUCAUCAGGGCAAGAGACAGAUGCUUUCAGUCAAACCUUCGGUUGGAAUGGCAAUCCUAUGGACUGGAGCUCCUUUGACCUCCAGCCCACAACAAUCACAGAUGUGCCGGAAGAAGAAAACCAGCAGCCUCACGCGUAUCCACCCCUAUAUUGA
This is a messenger RNA of Clonostachys byssicola, 948 nucleotides long. NCBI's taxonomy places the organism in Eukaryota, Fungi, Ascomycota, Sordariomycetes, Hypocreales, Bionectriaceae. The record is from the annotation of a GenBank genome assembly.